Messenger RNA from Caenorhabditis sp. 36 PRJEB53466, 1521 nucleotides. NCBI's taxonomy places the organism in Eukaryota, Metazoa, Nematoda, Chromadorea, Rhabditida, Rhabditidae. The record is from the annotation of a GenBank genome assembly.
AUGCUCUCUUCUUCGGGACACGCUCUCCGUCGUGGUUUCGCCACUUCCGCCGCCCUUUCCAACAAAGAUGCCUUCAUCGUCAGUGCCGCCCGUACCCCAAUCGGAUCAUUCCGCUCUUCUCUGGCUUCUGUUACGGCCACUGAACUCGGAUCUGUUGCCAUAAAAGCGGCGCUCGAGCGAGGAUCGGUGAAGCCGAAUGCCGUGCAGGAGGUAAGACUGAUAAUGCGAUUAGAUUUAUAAUCACUCAUCAAUGACGAUUUCCACAUUAUUCUUUGUGAAUGUCUUUUCCAGGUGUUCCUCGGACAGGUCUGUCAGGCCAACGUCGGACAGGCUCCCGCCCGCCAAGCUGCUCUCGGAGCAGGCCUCGAUCUGUCUGUCGCCGUCACCACCGUCAACAAGGUGUGUUCUUCUGGACUAAAGGCCAUCAUUCUGGCUGCCCAACAAAUUCAAACCGGACACCAAGAUCUUGUCAUCGGAGGAGGAAUGGAGAGCAUGUCCCAAGUGCCGCUUUAUGUGCCUCGUGGAGAAGUUCCAUACGGUGGUUUCCAAGUAAUUGUAAGUUAAAUUUUGUGAAUUUCAAUAUCUGAACUAUGCUGUUUUCAGGAUGGAAUCGUCAAGGACGGGCUUACUGAUGCAUACGAUAAGGUUCACAUGGGAAAUUGCGGAGAGAAGACGGCGAAAGAAAUGGGAAUCACUCGCAAGGACCAGGACGAUUACGCAGUCAACAGCUACAAAAAGUCGGCGAAAGCAUGGAAGGUUCAUCAGCUGAAUGUUCUCUGUGCAUUACUACUGAUAAGGUGUUGUUUAGGACGGAAACAUCGGACCAGAAGUGGUGCCAGUGAAUGUGAAAUCAAAGAAGGGAGUCACGAUUGUCGAUAAGGACGAGGAGUUUACGAAAGUGAAUUUCGACAAGUUCACUACACUACGAACUGUCUUCCAGAAGGGUUUCACAUGAAUCCAUUGACUGUUCCGUGAAUUAAUUGUUUCAGAUGGAACCAUCACUGCUGCCAACGCCUCCACCCUCAAUGACGGAGCCGCCGCCGUUGUCAUCGCUUCGCAAGACGCCGUUUCAUCGCAGAAUCUGAAACCACUGGCCCGCAUCCUCGCCUACGGAGACGCAGCCACUCAUCCUCUCGAUUUCGCCGUCGCUCCAACGCUGAUGUUCCCAAAGAUUCUGGAGAGAGCAGGAGUGAAGCAGGCCGAUGUCGCUCAUUGGGAAGUCAACGAGGCAUUCUCGUGUGUUCCGCUCGCAUUCAUCAAGAAGCUCGGAGUAGACCCGGCGCUUGUCAACCCGCACGGAGGAGCAGUUUCCAUCGGUCACCCCAUCGGGUAUGUUGCCAUAUCAGUUGGCCGUUCUUUCCGCCUUUCUCUUAUCACCGCACGUAUUGAUUAUCUUCCAGAAUGUCCGGUGCCCGCCUUAUCACUCAUCUCGUUCAUUCCCUCAAGAGCGGCCAGGUCGGAGUGGCCGCCAUCUGCAACGGAGGUGGAGGCUCCAGCGGAAUGGUCAUUCAGAAGCUAUGA